Molecule: messenger RNA, 1011 nt
Organism: Heterotrigona itama
Lineage: Eukaryota; Metazoa; Arthropoda; Insecta; Hymenoptera; Apidae
Source: the annotation of a GenBank genome assembly
AUGUUUAUUGUUCGAAUGGAUCAGAAUCAAUCUGUUUAUAUUUUUGGACUGGUUAUUUAAAACAAAUUUCUGAAAUUAAUUGUGUAACCUUGAUAUAUAAUAUCGAUUACUAUAUAGCGACAAGGAGAACUUCAUAUUAUACGACAUAAAUUUCUGAUCUUGCAUUUUAUUUCUUAGAAUCAGAUCAUCGGAUUGUUAUUUAAAAUCGGAAUGAACAUGAAUAACAAAGCUAUUAAUAAAUCAACUGAAUAUUACAAAAAUUGCUUUUAUUCUCAAAUUGAAAGUACCAUUGAUGAAGAAAAGCUAUAAAUGCAUACUAUACAUUACACACACACAUAUAUACAUUUAUUUGGAUGAAAUAAACAUAGGAACAUACUAAAUGAAAAAUACAUAACUCCACGAGAAACCAAAUUAAAUAUUAAUUAAAAAACAAAACGAUGAAUGUAUGACAUUAAACACAAAAGGAAAUGACACCAAUAGAAAUAAUAAUAUAAAUAGAUAUAUUGUAAUUAAUUAAAAAAAAAAACAAUGAAAAUGAUGGAACAAGUGUAACACACUGAAGAAAAAAUACACAAAUGAAAAACGAGGAAGCAUUACAGGAGAGGAGUUUAACGCACGACCGAGGAGGGAUUGAUAUUUCAUACGUUGUAGCCCACUUUCCCAUUGGAUACAAGUGUAUAACGUUCGGACAAGAAUAGAGCAAAGUCUGAUUCUGUCUUUACAUGGACGGUGAAGGGACGAUGCUGUCAAAAAACGAAUUCCACGUGAUAUGCGUCACUUUCUACAAAUAUUUCUCCCAUAGAACACUCGUGCUUCGACAAUUUUUCAAAAGUUACUAGUAGCCUAUUGUCAAAAAUACAUUUUUAUUUCCCAAGUGGCAUCAUGGGUUGAGUCAUGGGUAUCCAACCCAUGAUAGAGAUUUAGAUAAAUAACCAAAAUUCAGAUUGUUUUCAUUUUAUAUUUUGUAUUUUAAAUGAGAGAGAGUAACAAUAAAAUUCAAUUACAUUAAAA